GGGCAAAUAGAUUUUAUGUUUAUUUCUCAUCCUUGCCUCCUGUUUUUUUUCCUUAUACAGAAGUUUAUAGAGUUUGAAGAUGCACUGGAGCAGGAGAAGAAAGAACUACAAAUCCAAGUGGAACACCUUGAAUUUCAGACUCGACAGUUGGAGCUGAAGACCAAAAACUAUGCAGAUCAGAUUUCACGACUGGAAGAGCGUGAAUCAGAAAUGAAGAAAGAGUAUAAUGCUUUACAUCAACGUCACACAGAGAUGAUCCAGACUUAUGUGGAACACAUUGAACGAUCCAAAAUGCAGCAGGUUGGCGGAAAUAAUCAAACUGAGGGCAGUGUACCUGGGAGAAGGUAGGGCCAUAACCUCUCCAUAUAACGUAUGCCAUCCAGGAACUUGUAAACUGAGUGUACAUAUUUGACAGAGAAACAAACCAGAAGAAGGAUCUUUCCCUCUGGGCAUGGAUUGUAGCUGCAGUUUUUUGUAAUGGUUGUGGGUGAGUUGUAGGUAAGUUUUCUAAGGCUUGACAAAGAGGAGUUUUUUGUGUUCAUUUACAAAGUUUAUACCUUAUCACACUGCCAUGCGUGGAGGACAUCUGGAAAAAUAAGUUUGUAUUCUCAGGUAGCAUGUAAAAGGUUUAUCCGUAAACUGAAUGGAGGUGGCAGAGAGUAUUCAUUUGU
Oxyura jamaicensis (ruddy duck) is the source of this 671-nucleotide messenger RNA. RefSeq names its product C-Jun-amino-terminal kinase-interacting protein 3-like. Gene Ontology annotation, biological process: vesicle-mediated transport. The transcript has 3 exons. Gene Ontology annotation, molecular function: kinesin binding; signaling receptor complex adaptor activity; JUN kinase binding. The record is from RefSeq and is a predicted model, not a curated record. Gene Ontology annotation, cellular component: cytoplasm. Bases 16 to 348 code for a protein of 110 amino acids. NCBI's taxonomy places the organism in Eukaryota, Metazoa, Chordata, Aves, Anseriformes, Anatidae.